UGGAGGAGUGUAGAGGGCUGAUGGAUAAGGAGAUGCGUAUUGAUGGAGGUGAGGGAUGAGGAGGUGCGUGUCUGAUCCACGGCUAGGGGACGGAGGAGAGGAGGAGGCGGCGUGAUGGUUCAGCUCCGCGGCUUUUACGCAUCCCCUCUGGUUGCGCCUCCAUCCGACCACCGCUAACAGGACUGCUCCAGGAUGUCUGCGAACCAUUCUCUGUGGGUUUCCACUCCAUCGUAUCCAGUCCACAGUGACUCUUUGUUGAACUCUUCAUCUUCUCCUCCUCCUCUCUGGGAAGCUCCAUCCUUCACUGUGGCCGCUCGUUGCCGUGUUGCUGCCACCCUGGUGCUGUUCAUCUUUGCCGCCUUCAGUAACCUGUCAGUCCUGGUCAGUGUGUGCUGGGGGCGGGGCUACCGUCUGGCCGCUCACCUGCGGCCACUCAUCGCCAGCCUGGCGUCAGCUGACCUGGUCAUGACCUUUGUGGUGAUGCCCCUGGACGCCAUAUGGAACAUCACAGUGCAGUGGUACGCUGGGGACGUCAUGUGUAAGCUACUGUGUUUCCUGAAGCUGUUUGCCAUGCACUCGGCAGCGUUCAUCCUGGUGGUGGUAAGUCUGGACCGGUACCGGGCCAUCCUCCAUCCCCUGGACUCACUGGAUGCUGGGCUCAGGAACAGACGGAUGCUCCUGGUGGCCUGGAUCCUCAGUCUGCUGCUGGCAUCUCCACAGCUGCUCAUUUUUCGGGCCAUUAAAGCUGAUGGGAUGGACUUCACUCAGUGUGUGACCCAUGGGAGUUUCCAACAUCGCUGGCAGGAGACGGCAUACAACAUGUUUCACUUUGUGACGCUGUAUGUCUUCCCUCUGCUUGUCAUGACUUUCUGCUACACCCGCAUCCUCGCCAAGAUCAAUGGGCAGAUGCACAAGAGCAAAGAUGGGGAGCAGUGCCUGAGGCGCAGUGGAACAGACAUGAUACCAAAGGCUCGGAUGAAGACCCUCAAGAUGACCAUAGUGAUUGUCAGCUCCUUUGUCAUCUGCUGGACGCCCUACUACCUCCUGGGGAUUUGGUACUGGUUCCAACCUGCCAUGAUAAAGCACACACCAGAGUAUGUGCAUCACAUAUUGUUUAUUUUCGGCAACCUGAACACAUGCUGCGACCCGGUCAUCUACGGCUUCUACACGCCUUCUUUCCGGGCUGACCUCGCUGACGUAGUGGCAUACUGCUGUGGCCGAAGAAACAACAACGCUUCACCCCGGUCUGUGGAUCGCCUGUCGGGUCGAAGUGGUGGAGCCCCUGGAGAGAUGGAGUCUGACCUGAGUUCCAAUCAGCACAGUGGGAAUCCAGGAUAGACGAUGGAUGAAUUAGCAGUUUAAUACUUAAAGGGAUCCUAGGAGGUGUUAGUGCACAAUGAGGAGGGUGUUAGUAUUUAAUGAAGUUAUAAAGAGUUGUUUGUCAUUCCACAUGUCUCUGAAUCACUAAACUGUGAUCUGCAAAUAUGUUGUUUGCAGAUAAUGUCAUUGUGUUAUGGUGGUGUGAACUACAGACGGAGGGCAAGGGGUGAUGUUCUACAUAAGAGGCCCUGUCAAAAUGACUGUCUGGAGUCAUUUACCAUCACGCUAAUCAGUCAAAUGUCAAAAACAGGGAGAUUUUACCAAAUAAACAAGUUGUUCAUAAAGGGAAAAUGCAACAAACUUCACAAUGAAAAACUGCUUGGAAGUUUCAACUGUAUAUUUCAGUUCAACACUUUUACACUCAGAUAAAAAAAACAAACAAAAAACAAACAAAAAACAGGUAAAAUCAGUGCCUCUAACACAUUAGAUUACAUUAAUAGUCACACAAAAGACAUAAAUACAGCAGAAACCACUUUUCGCGAUCAGUCUGUCCAAACUGACUGAUUGAUCAUUGAUAAGGUAAAACCGUGUCAUCUGUCCGUGUCC
Messenger RNA from Sphaeramia orbicularis (orbiculate cardinalfish), 1926 nucleotides. RefSeq names its product gonadotropin releasing hormone receptor 1 (gene gnrhr1). The record is from RefSeq and is a predicted model, not a curated record. The coding region runs from base 193 to 1338 and encodes 381 amino acids. Gene Ontology annotation, molecular function: peptide binding; protein-hormone receptor activity; G protein-coupled receptor activity. Gene Ontology annotation, biological process: cellular response to hormone stimulus; G protein-coupled receptor signaling pathway. Gene Ontology annotation, cellular component: plasma membrane. The transcript is spliced from 4 exons. NCBI's taxonomy places the organism in Eukaryota, Metazoa, Chordata, Actinopteri, Kurtiformes, Apogonidae.